AUGUCUGCUCACAAGGACGUCGAGCAACAUUUGGGGGCGGGAGAGUGGGAGGUCGUUGACGGACCCGUCAUCCCCCUCGCGGAAUCCAACCCAUUCGCGGAUUCUACUCCUUCAUUCCCUACGUCUCCAUUCGCGGACCCUCCUUCCCAGGACUCGGAUUCUUCGGAUUACGAUUCCGACCAGUUCGAUCUCGGGGACUACGAUCUCGAGGACCCGUUCGCCAACUGGGACGGCGGAGCCGCCACGGGUGAGGAGCCCGCCCAUGCCACAAGCGAGACCAGCGAGCGCCCCGCCGCCCCCUACAUCCCCUCCUCCCUCCAAGCCAUUGCUAAGCGGGAGAAACUCCCGCAGCGGUACGUGGAGUGGGUCCUGCCCCGCGUCAUCAAAUGUCUAGCCUGUGACGCCGAGGUCGUCACCGGCGGCGGCGGCGCGCUUUGGUGCCUCGUCGUCGAGGAAACCGCCCCCGUCAAGAACCUGUGGGCGGCGUGCCCGCGGUGCGAAACCCCAUUCCAUGCCAGUUGGCCCCAGGGGCCGCGGGGCCGCCUGUGCCUCGGUGGCGCGCACUUCCCGCCGCGGGCGCGGCCCGGGGUGAUCGAGCUGAGGUUCUCGGCUAGGUUCGACAGGUCGGACCCGGCGAACCCCGUGAUGCUGCCGGGCCCGGGCGGCGACGGGAAGGUGAGGGUCGGCAGCGGGAAGUCGGCGGCGGGCGAGGUCGAGGAUGAAGAAGACCUCCCAGACCUAAUGCUAUCCAUCGACCUCAGUAAGAUCCCCGCGUUCCGGAGGACCGUGGAUUCCCGCGGCGAAGCAGAUCUGGGCCUAAAGCUGGUCCUCGGUUACGGCGACCAGCCGGCAGAGGAUGACCCACGGAGUGGCUGGAACGUUACAGGUACGAGGUUUGCUUUGGACAAGGGUGAGUUCCCGGGGUAUCUGCGGUCCCCCGCAUCUCAGUAG
Gaeumannomyces tritici R3-111a-1 is the source of this 951-nucleotide messenger RNA. RefSeq lists its product as hypothetical. The transcript has a single exon. The record is from RefSeq and is a predicted model, not a curated record. Bases 1 to 951 code for a protein of 316 amino acids. Lineage: Eukaryota; Fungi; Ascomycota; Sordariomycetes; Magnaporthales; Magnaporthaceae.